AUGGAUUCGGUUUUGAAGAAAGGGAAUGAGAAAAAGAGGAGUCUAAUCAGUUCCGAGAGUUGGGUCGUGAACGAUGAGAGAAAAAGAAGGAAGCAAGAACAUGAGGUGCUUGAACAGAGCAAGUAUGGCGAUGGAAUGGCUUGGUUUAGAGGUUGCUUGAUUGGUAAAGGGUGUUUUGGGUCUGUUUUUCUUGCGAAUUUGAAGAAACCCAAAUCGAGAUACAGCUCUUACCCAUCAAUUAUGGCUGUGAAAUCGGCUGAGGUCUCUGUUUCGUCUUCAAUUCAAAAGGAGAGAGAGGUUUUGAAUAAUCUCCGAGGGUGUCGUAAUGUGAUCAGAUGUUUUGGGGAAGAGAUUACAACCGGAGAGAAUGGACAAAUGGUGUACAAUUUGCUGCUGGAGUAUGGCUCCGGAGGAACCCUAGCUGAUCUCAUCAAAAAAUCCGGUGGAAAUGGGUUGCCAGAAUCGGAUGUCAAACGUCAUACUAGGUCAAUUCUUCAUGGAUUACGUCAUAUACAUCAUAACGGGUAUGUCCACUGCGAUUUAAAACCUGAAAACAUUCUACUCAUCGGUAGUUCCUCUAAUGGUGAUUUCACGGCUAAAAUUGGCGAUCUGGGGUUAGCAAAAAGGGCAAAACAGAGCAAGAAAAGCAAAGUCGUCCGUUAUCAGAGAGGCACCCCGAUAUAUUUUUCACCGGAACUUCAAACCGACGGCGUCCAAGAAGCUCCGUCUGAUAUCUGGGCAUUUGGGUGCAUCGUGCUGGAGAUGUUCACCGGAAAACCUCCAUGGAACUCGAAAAUGGAAAACAACAACGACGAAUCACCUUCAAUUCCGAGCAGUAUAUCAAGUGAAGGGAGAAGUUUCUUGAAGAGUUGUUUCUCGAGGAAAGCUUGUUUUAGAUGGACGGCUGAGAUGCUGUUAGCUCAUCCUUUUCUUGAAGGAAUCGGUGAUGAUAAUGAAGAAGAUGAUGAUACAGUUGAAGAGUUGGGUGAAGUUUUGGACAUAAAUGCCAUUUGUUCAUCUGUCAUUUCUGAAAACGAUGAUGAUGAUGAGAUGAGUAUGUUGUCGUUUUCAGAUGGGUUGAGUUAUUUUUCUGAAGAUGAACUCCAUUGUUGUUCUGAAGAAGAUGUUUCUUGUUUUUCUGUAGAAGAAAAUGGUACCACUGUACCAUUGAAUGAAGUACAUCAAUACCCUAUUACUUUCUCCAUUUCUUCAGGAGUGUAG
Messenger RNA from Lactuca virosa, 1221 nucleotides. NCBI's taxonomy places the organism in Eukaryota, Viridiplantae, Streptophyta, Magnoliopsida, Asterales, Asteraceae. The record is from the annotation of a GenBank genome assembly.